This is a messenger RNA of Acanthamoeba castellanii str. Neff, 426 nucleotides long. RefSeq lists its product as uncharacterized. Bases 1 to 426 code for a protein of 141 amino acids. The record is from RefSeq and is a predicted model, not a curated record. The transcript has 2 exons. Lineage: Eukaryota; Discosea; Longamoebia; Acanthamoebidae.
AUGACCCACAACACCACCCACGUCUUCAACUGCUGCGCCUUGAUCGCGUGCGGCCUGGUGCUCUUCUCACUCCAGUGCUUCUCCUUCUCCGGAGGACAGGACGGCGUCGGUGGCCAUCUGUCGGCGAUCGGCCUCUGGCCCCUCGUCACGGCCGCCUUGCUCGUGACGACAGGUUGCAUCGGGCUCGUCGGCUACGUCGCCCGAAGCCUGGCUUGCGGCCUGCUCUACGUCGCCGGCGUCAUCGUCUUCCAGCUCGAGGUGGUCGGGGUAAUGACCUGGGCCAUGGCCAGCGCGAAGGCUCACCAAGCUGACUACGUGGCUCUUGGGUGCCUGAUCUCAUUGGGGGCCAUGCUCUUCUACGCGGGUCUGCCGAGAGCCACCAAGCCCGAGCGGAAGCUGCUGCGUGCCCUUCUCUCCAUCGAGUAG